Molecule: messenger RNA, 1739 nt
Organism: Drosophila arizonae
Lineage: Eukaryota; Metazoa; Arthropoda; Insecta; Diptera; Drosophilidae
Biological process (GO): regulation of DNA-templated transcription
Cellular component (GO): CCR4-NOT core complex
Source: RefSeq, a predicted model, not a curated record
UCAAAUCAUCUGUAUCCAUUUGGACUAGUUUCGUAUUUAGUGUUCAAAUUAAAAAUCAACCAACAUAAAGAAAUGAAACGACAUAAUGCGAAGGCAAUUGCAGCGGCGGUUGCUAUUGCUGCAGCAGCUGCUGCCUCCGCCGAGGGCAAAAAGAAAACGGAGACCAAACUGACUCUCAAUCCGUCGACGCUCUACGUGGAUGUGGUGAAGAAUAUGGCCAGGCCGGAGAGCUCGCCACCGGCAGCACCGGCGCCGCCAAAGUUUACCAUUUUGCGUGAGGAUUUUCCGGCUCUGCCGGGCACUCAGGACGAUUUGCGUAACAGCAAUAGUGCCACCGUGCCGGAUGACUGGACGGCUAUCAUCAGUGACGAUGAUGAAGUUGGCGAUAAUAAUAAAGAUGAUGGUGCUGUUAAUGAUGAUGUUGAGGUGACGCAGCCGCCGCCACCAUCGCCGCCAACACCAUCCCCACCAACGCCCUCGCCGGACAGUGUUAGCGAGCCGGAAUCGGUGCCUGAGCCUAUGGCUGAGCCGGUACCUGAGCCAGUGCCUGAGCCGGAGCCAGAGCCAGAGUCGGUGUCGGUGCCAGAUUUGCUCAUCGAGCUGCACAGCAGCACCGACAGCAACAACAUCAGCAGCAGCAACAGCAACAACAUCAGCAGCAGCUCCAAGAACAACUCCAAUUCCAGUGAGACGGAAACGGUGGAGCCAGAAUUUCCGGCAGUGGCCCAUGUGGCCGCCACCACUGAUUUCAAUAGCAGCUCCUACGCUCCGGAGACCGAAGUGUACCCGAACUUUGUGAAGUACGUGAAGAGCCGCAUCUUCGACACACAGUUCCUGGCCGUGGGAGUGCAUCAACGUGCCUGGUCGCGCCAGAGGAGCAGCGAUGCGGUGCCAAACAUUGGGCCGCCGCCUGGGUUCGAGAAUAUGAAAUUCUAUAGUCGCUUGCGCACCAAUCGUUUGGGUGUGCCGCUGGGCGGUGUGACCUUCGACGUAACGCCGCCGCAGGCGAAUAGCAGGCGCUCAGAGCGUUCAAAUGGCGGCAGCAUGGAGAGCGCCUAUGGCUUGAGCGGAUUGGCUAGCACUUUGAAGGCGGCACAGCAGAAUCCGCAUCUAUUUUCGGAGAUCUUCGGUCAUGAGGCGGCGGAUCUGAAUGUGGAUGCGCAUUGCUGUGCUUGCGAGGCGAACAAGCUGCACGCCAGUUUCGCCGGGCCGCUGGAGGGCGGACGCUGUGCUCCGCACGAGGUGAACUACGAUAUACCGUUGUACUACCGACGCAAUAACGAACGGGAGUUGCCCCAGCCGAAGAUCGAACAGAUGGAAGUGGAGCUGCUGUUCUUCUUCUUCUACACAUAUCCGGGCGACAUGAUGCAAAUGCUGGCCGCUGCCGAGCUGGCCGAGCGCGGUUGGCGUUUCCACAUAUACGAACGUCUCUGGAUUCGACGCCAGGCUGACAAUCCACACUACGUGGUGUGCGAUUAUCAGGAGUCCGGCGAGUACAACUACUUCAACAUGGUGCACUGGAAGAUCCUGGCUCGUCACUUCGAUCUGCUGCCCGUGCAUCUGGAACGCACCAUAACCAAGAUCGAGCUGCUCGAGCAAUACGGCUAUCAUCCGCAGAUGAGCUUCUUCUGAGACGGUGCUUAUCCUUUGCGCGGCAAUAGACGAUAGAGGCAUUCUAGUCGAGCGUGACUCAAUGGCGAACCAAUUGCUAACAUGCUCCAAACACAAUACAUACUCAU